Schistosoma spindalis is the source of this 3039-nucleotide messenger RNA. The record is from the annotation of a GenBank genome assembly. NCBI's taxonomy places the organism in Eukaryota, Metazoa, Platyhelminthes, Trematoda, Strigeidida, Schistosomatidae.
AUUCUGUCAUUAUGAUUAAUAUUUUCAUUAGCCUAGUAACAGUGCCCGGCGAUUAUCAGCAUUAAGUAUACUGAUAACUUAUACUUUCCCUAUAGACAAAUUUAUACUCAUUCAAUACGUACCUAUCUUUUAACAAUUGAAAUUGUAUUCAAACAUGACAUCCACGGAAACUAAAUCAAUUUCACCGACAAAUUCAUUAAAUCUUGGACAAAAUUUUAAAUAUCAAGUAUUUAGUGAUAAUACUGAAGGUAUUUCUAUUGUUAAUACACCUCAAACAACCACAGAUAAAAAACAUUAUCUAUGGGAACGUGUAAAUCAUAUGAAAACAUCAUUAGUUGAUACAGUACAACGUAAAAUACCGGUACAACGUACUAAUCAAUUAAAUGAUAUAUUUAAACGUUUUCAAUAUAUCUUUUCAAUUAUUGGACCAAUUCUAUUACUUAUUAUGUUUAUACUAGUAAUAGUUUAUUGGAAACGUGAACAGAAUGAAUUAUGGAAAAGUCAAAAUCAGUGCUACACAAAAGAAUGUUUGAUAUCUUCUAGUUCAAUUAUUUCACAUAUGAAUAAAACAAUUUCACCAUGUGAAAAUUUUUUUCAAUUUGCAUGUGGUUCUUAUUAUUCACCAUUUCAUCCAGAUCAAAAUGCUGAACAACCAGCUGUACAAGCUCAUCGUGUUGUUGCAAGCGCUUUUGGUAAAGAUACUAUACAAGAUUAUUUUAAAAAUGGUCGAAGUCGACGAAUGUUAAGAUUUGAUAGGCCAAUGAUUGAACAUUUAACUGAAAUUAAUGUACAUGCAAUAAUUAAUUCAUUACGUAAUAUUUAUACAAAUUCAUAUGGACAAUAUAAUUCAGCUAAAUAUAAAGUUGCACAAUUUUAUGAUUCAUGUUCUUCAACUUCAUUAAGAAAUUGGCUUGGUGCACAUCCAUUAAUGAGAAAAGUAGCACCACUUUUAAAUGGAAUAUGGUUAUUAGAUAGAAAUGCAUCAAAUGUAACUGGUGCUAAUAUAGUUAAUCAAACAUCAAUAUGGCCAAAACGUUUAUUUUGGGAUUCAUAUUUAACUCAACAAUUUUAUAUGGCAAAAAAUUGGUCAUGGAUGGAUUCAAUCAAACAUUUACAAGUUCAACUGAAUGUACCUACAUUUGCUGAUUUUUACAUCUACACAAGUCCAAUUAAUAAACCAAGAUUAUAUUUGUUCCCUGACUCAGGAGCUAUGGGAUAUUUAUCUGAUUAUAAGAUCAAAACAUAUGUGAGUGGUGUACUAGAAGUAUUAGCUAGAGACGCUGGUAUCCCUUAUGGAAAUGAAGAGUACAAAGAACGAAUAAGAAUAUUUACAGAAGAUUUAAAACUAAUAACUAGAGAGUUACAAAAGAUUUAUCGAAGUACAACUCCGUCAAAGUGGUCUCAAAAAUCUAAACUUGGUGAUUUAAAUAUCAAUGGAAAUGCUUACGAUUGGUCAGGCUUAUUAGGUGCUUAUUUUGAUGAGACUUAUGUGGUUUUUGAUUCGGAUUAUUCAAUUUAUACCCGAUAUUUAAAUUAUUUACAAAAAUUUCCAAUACUUAUUAGUACAUUGGAAAGAAAUUUCACAAAAUCUGUAGCUGAUCGAAUCAUGAAUAACUACAUGUUUUGGAAUGUUCUAGAUACGUAUACAUGGCAUUUAUCUUAUGAAUAUUACAUGCUACAUUUAUCAUACAAUUAUGAAACUGAACAUGUUAUGGAUCUAGAAUGUUUCUUUGUAACACAUGAACUAUUUGAUACUGUAUUAGGAGCAAUUUAUGCUGAAAAACAUAUGCAUAAUGAAACAGAAAACGAGGUUAAACAAAUGACAACAUAUUUAAAAACUAGUUUAAAAAAUCAUUUAAAACAAAUUCAAUGGAUGGAUGAACAGACUAGAAUAGAUGUGAAUGAAAGAAUUAACAAAAUGAAAAUUUUAUUCAAAGUUCCGGAAAUUAUGAGAGAUGAUAAGAAAUUAAAUUAUGCCUAUCGAACGCUGAGAACUUCAUAUAAUUACUUAAACAAUCUAUUCUCAGCUAUUCAAUAUAUUCGUGGAGUGUAUAAUCGUUUACUUUCUGGUGUUACGGAAACAAGUGAAGAAAAUUGGAGUUCAAGGGAUGUUAUGGUGUAUGAUUCACACGUAGCUUUAUAUUUACAGUUAGAUGAAGUGUUUAUUCCACCUGGAAUGCUUCAGUUACCAAUAUUUCAUCAUAAUUUACCAGCUGCUUUCAAUUUUGGUGGUUUAGGAUCUUUGAUUGGUACUGCUAUUGGUAUAUUAGUUGGGGAAUAUGGAUCAGUUAUGCUGAAAGGUGGUGAAAUUCAAUCAGUUUGGACAUCUGAAACUACUCGUAAAUAUCAAGAACAAAAGAAAUGCGUUCAAAAUCAAAUUUAUGAUGCAUCAAAAAAUUAUUUUAAUUUUUCCGAUUUUGUUAUGUCAUCAAUGGAUGAUGACAUCAAGAAAGUCACACGUGCAGUUAUUAAUGAAGCAUCUGGAUUAGAUAUUGCUAGAUCUGCAUUCGAAGAUUGGAUUAAUGAUUCCCCUGGUGAAAAAUAUUUACGACAUUUACCUGGUGUUGCAUUUAAUUCCAAACAGUUAUUCUACUUGAUAUAUGCACAAACAUUUUGUCAUGAUAUGGAUUUAUGGGAUGAAUAUUAUCAAAUGAUUGUAAGAACACCUCAACCACCUUAUGAAGUUUUAGUCAAUCAUAUAAUGAAUGAACUACCCGAUUUCUCUGAUACUUUUAAUUGUCCAGUUGGAACACUGAUGAAUCCUGAAAAGCGUUGUCGUGCCGCACUCUAGUGGUAUUUAUCGAUGAAUCUAUUUUCACAUAAAACAAUUAUUGUUCUAUUUUUAAUUCAUACACACAAGGUUUUAUGUUAUAGUAUUAAUUCAAACUGAAAACGAUUUGUAUAUCUACACAUGAUCCAAAUGAAAUGGUGAUUCAAUCUGAUUACUUUAAACUCGAUUCACCAGAAAUCGUUUACAUAAACUUGUGUCAAUGAAAUUUCUAUCUCCUUGUAAUUUAUAAACAUUCGUACUUUCUUUUU